CGGCUGGCGCCUCCCGCGGGGCGGGGCCGUCGGUCCCUUGUUGACACCGCCUUCCUGCCCCUCCCCUCUCGGUGCCCGGGCGGCCCGCCCCUCCUUCCUGGAGUCACAGCUGAAGCGGCAACGGCGGCGGCACGGAGAGGGGCGGCCAAGUGGCCCACGCGACACGCGCCGGGCCGGACCCUGUGCUGUGACUCGCGCGGCUCCGGCGCCUCCUGCCCCCGCGGCGGGACCGGGCUUCCCGCGGCGGGAUGUUCUCCCGGAGGAGCCAUGGGGAUGUGAAGAAGUCCACCCAGAAGGUGCUGGACCCCAAGAAGGACGUGCUGACCCGCCUGAAGCACCUGCGGGCGCUGCUGGAUAAUAUGGAUGCAAGUGAACUCAAGCAGUUUUUUGAGACCAACUAUUCUCAGAUAUAUUUCAUCUUCUAUGAAAAUUUUAUAACACUGGAAAAUAGUUUGAAAUUAAAAGGGAAUAAUAAGUCACAAAGGGAGGAGCUGGACUCUAUUCUCUUUCUUUUUGAAAAAAUACUACAGUUUCUACCUGAACGCAUUUUCUUUCGAUGGCAUUACCAGAGUAUAGGCUCAACUUUAAAGAAGCUUCUACACACUGGAAAUUCUGUUAAGAUAAGAUGUGAAGGAAUCAGGCUGUUUCUUCUGUGGCUUCAAGCACUUCAGACAAACUGUGCAGAAGAGCAGGUGCUGAUUUUUGCUUGCCUCGUGCCUGGUUUCCCAGCAAUCUUGUCCUCCAGAGGACCCUGUACUUUGGAGACACUCAUCAAUCCGAGCCCUAGUGUAGCUGAUGCAAAGAUAUAUCCAGAGGAAAUCACUCCACUCCUGCCAGCCGUAUCAGGGGAAAAGAUUGCUGAGGACCAAACAUGCUUUUUUCUUCAAAUACUGUUGAAAUAUAUGGUUAUUCAGGCUGCAAGCUUGGAGUGGAAAAAUAAGGAGAAUCAAGAUACUGGUUUUAAAUUUCUUUUUACAUUGUUUCGAAAGUAUUAUCUUCCUCAUUUAUUUCCAUCAUUUACUAAGUUAACAAACAUCUACAAACCUGUACUUGAUAUUCCCCACUUAAGACCAAAGCCAGUGUACAUUACCACAACUCGAGACACUGAAAACAUUUACAGUACAAAAAUUCCAUACAUGGCAGCUCGUGUUGUUUUUAUUAAGUGGAUUGUAACUUUCUUUUUGGAAAAGAAGUAUCUAACUACAAUACAAAACACUAAAAAUGGAGUUGAUGUAUUGCCUAAAAUCAUGCAGACUGUUGGUGCUGGUGCUGUGCAAGAGAGGGCACCGGAGCUGGAGGGUGGCGGGCCUGCAGAGCCAGACAAGAACCAUUCUAACAGCAGCACCUUGUCGGACCGGAGGCUCAGCAGCUCUAGCCUCUGCAGCAUUGAAGAAGAGCACCGGAACGUGUAUGAAAUGGUGCAGCGCAUCCUCCUGUCAACGCGAGGUUAUGUCAACUUUGUGAAUGAAGUAUUUCGCCAGGCAUUUUUGUUGCCUUCCUAUGACAUAGCUGUAACGAGAAAAGUAGUCCAAGUGUACAGAAAGUGGAUCCUCCAGGACAAACCUCUGUUCAUGGAGGAACCAGAUCAAAAGGAAGUUACCCAAGAAGAUGCUGAAAAAUUAGGAUUUUCUGAGACUGACAGCAAGGAGACUGCACCUGAAAGUUCCGGUCAUAAGCGGUCUUCCAGUUGGGGACGAACAUAUUCCUUCACGAGUGCGGUGAGCAGAGGGUGUGUGGCAGAAGAGGAGAACAAGAGCGUGAAAGCCGGGGCCCAGGCUGUGCUGCAGGUGUUUUUGACAAAUGCUGCAAAUGUGUUUUUGCUGGAACCAUGUGCUGAAGUCCCCAUACUCUUGAAAGAACAAGUUGAUGCUUGUAAAGCUGUUUUGAUUAUUUUUAGGCGUAUGAUAAUGGAGCUUUCAAUGAAUAAAAAGACAUGGGAACAGAUGUUGCAAAUACUGCUCAGGAUAACAGAAGCUGUCAUGCAGAAGCCAAAGGAAAAGCAAAUAAAAGACUUGUUUGCCCAGAGCUUGGCAGGGUUACUGUUUAGGACACUCAUUGUGGCCUGGAUCCGAGCAAACCUCUGUGUGUACAUUUCUCGAGAGCUCUGGGACGAAUUUCUUGGUGUGCUGUCCUCCCUCACACAGUGGGAGGAGCUCAUAAAUGAGUGGGCCAACAUCAUGGACUCCUUGACAGCAGUGCUUGCAAGAACUGUUUAUGGAGUGGAGAUGACAAACCUACCUCUGGACAAAUUAAGUGAACAAAAGGAAAAGAAACAACGAGGCAAAGGCUGCGUUCUAGAUUCUCAGAAAGGAACCACUGUGGGGAGAUCCUUUUCUCUCAGCUGGCGGAGCCACCCAGAUGUGACUGAGCCAAUGAGAUUUAGGAGUGCCACCACAUCUGGGGCACCAGGAGUUGAGAAAGCAAGAAAUAUCGUUCGCCAAAAAGCAACUGAAAUGGAAGAAUGCCAGCAGUCAGAAAAUGCACCUGCAGUCGAGUCUGGCCACCUGGUGGCAGAGCAGCAGCCGCGGUUCCUGCGGAGCAGCAGCACGCCUGAUGUCACCGAGCCGCUGCGCUCUGAGCCCGCCCCGGGUCAAAGGAUAGAAAAUGUACAGAAUUUGAGUUCUUCUGAGCCAAAGCCUAUUCAAGAGAAUAAGGGACAUGUGAAGAAAGAAUAUGAAGGAAUAACAAUCUUAGUUCGAAGAAGCAGCAGCUCCGCCGAAUUGGAUUUAAAAGAUGAUUUGCAGCAGAUGCAAGGAAAAUGCAGGGAAAGACAGAAGAGUGAAAGUGUCAGCAGUGACACGGCUCUGGGCUAUAACAAUGAGGCCGAGUUGUCCAUGAGCUCAUGGCAGACCUGUGAGGAAGAUGCAGACCUGAACACUCCCACAGAUGUGGCUGACUCCGAUGCCCGCCAUUGGUUACAACUGAGUCCCGCCGAUGCUUCAAACUUAACAGAUAGCAGUGAAUGCCUUGCAGACGACUGUAGCAUAAUCGCCGGAGGGAACCUCACUGGUUGGCACCCAGACUCUGCUGCUGUGUUAUGGCGAAGAGUCUUGGGAAUCCUCGGAGAUGUGAAUAAUAUCCAGUCGCCCAAGAUCCAUGCCAAAGUUUUUGGCUACCUCUAUGAACUCUGGUAUAAACUAGCAAAGAUACGGGAUAAUCUGGCAAUAAGCCUGGAUAACCAAACUUCUCCAUCUCCUCCGGUCUUGAUCCCACCACUCAGAAUGUUUGCAUCAUGGCUAUUUAAGGCGACGACAUUGCCAAAUGAAUAUAAGGAAGGCAAACUACAAGCCUACAAACUGAUCUGUGCCAUGAUGACCAGACGCCAGGACGUUCUGCCAAACUCAGACUUCCUGGUGCACUUUUACCUGGUGAUGCACCUGGGAUUAACCAGCGAGGAUCAGGAUAUCUUAAAUACCAUUAUAAGGCACUGUCCGCCCCGCUUUUUCUCCCUGGGUUUGCCUGGCUUCUCAAUGCUGGUGGAGGACUUCAUCACGGCUGCUGCCAGGGUCCUCGGGACAGACAUGCUGGCGGCCCCUCGUUCCGAAGCUCUCACCAUUCUCGGUUCUCUCGUCUGCUUUCCCAACGUCUACCAGGAGAUCCCUCUGCUGCAGUCCGUGCCAGAAGUUGGUGAAGUCAUCGCAGGAACCGAAGAUGUCAAGCAUUACCUCAUAAAUAUUUUACUGAAGAAUGCCACAGAGGAACCAAGUGAAUGUGCAAGAUGCAUUGCCAUUUGCUCCCUCGGGGUCUGGAUAUGUGAAGAACUUGCACAGUGUACGAGCCAUCCUCAGCUGAAAGAGGCCAUCAAUGUGAUAGGUGUCACUUUGAAGUUUCCUAACAAAAUCGUGGCUCAGGCAGCUUGUGAUGUUCUUCAGUUGCUGGUUUCCUACUGGGAAAAGCUUCAGACGUUUGAAACCUCUCUGCCUCUGAAGAUUGCAGAAAUCCUUGUGGCCACAAUUGCUUUUCUUUUACCAAGUGCAGAGUACUCCUCAGUGGAAACAGAUAAGAAGUUCAUUGUGUCCUUGCUCCUCUGCCUCUUGGACUGGUGCAUGGCAUUGCCGGUGAGCGCUCUGCUCCGCCCGGUGUCCACGGCGGCCCUGGAGGAGCAGCACUCACGCAGGGCCCCUUUGCUGGAUUACAUCUACAGGGUUCUGCACUGCUGUGUUUGUGGCUCAAGCACAUACACCCAACAGAGUCACUACACACUGACCCUGGCUGACCUGUCAUCCUCAGAUUAUGACCCCUUCCUGCCACUGGCAAACGUGAUGAAUUCUGAGCCAGUCCAAUAUCACUCAUCAGCAGAACUGGGCAACCUGCUGACUGUUGAAGAGGAGAAGAAGAGACGAAGUUUGGAGCUGAUCCCUCUUACUGCCCGUAGGGUGAUGGCCCACCUGGUGAACCACCUGGGACACUUCCCCCUCCGUGGGGGCCCGGCCGUGCUGCACAGCCUGGUCAGUGAGAACCACGACAACACACACGCGGAAGCCUCUGAGCUCUCCUCCGAGGUGUUCAGGAGCCCGAACUUGCAGCUGUUUGUAUUUAAUGACAGCACCCUCAUCUCCUACCUCCAGACUCCCACAGAAGGCCUGGCAGGCGGCUCACCAGCGGGGGCUCUCUCGGACGUGAGAGUCAUUGUAAGGGACAUCUCAGGGAAGUACUCUUGGGAUGGGAAGGUGUUGUAUGGACCUUUGGAAGGCUGCUUAGCACUCAACAGCAGAAAUCCUUCAUUUCUGAUUUCGGGCUGGCAUCAUCAAACAUUUGGACCUCCGAGAGAUUGUUCUCAAACUGAGGAGGGAGAGGAUGCCCUCGACAAAUUACUUGAAAACAUUGGCCACACAAGUCCUGAAUGCCUUUUACCAUCACAGUUAAAUCUAAAUGAGCCUUCCCUACCCCCAUGUGGAAUGAAUCGUGACCAAGAGAAGGAAAUCAUUGAGGUCAUUUUGCGCCAGAACGCACAAGAAGCCGAGCAUGUUCGGAGGAGUAACUCCGAUUCGGCCAUGAGAGUCAGCAGCCAGGAGCAGCCCUCACCCGUGGAGCCCCGAGGACCCUUUUAUUUCUGCAGGCUGCUGCUUGAUGACUUGGGAAUGAAUUCUUGGGACAGAAGGAAGAAUUUUCAUCUAUUGAAGAAAAAUUCAAAAUUAUUGAGAGAACUAAAAAAUCUGGACUCCCGUCAGUGCCGUGAAACGCAUAAAAUUGCAGUGUUUUACAUUGCUGAAGGUCAAGAAGACAAGUGUUCAAUCCUCUCCAAUGAAAAAGGAAGCCAAGCAUAUGAAGACUUUGUUGCUGGACUUGGAUGGGAGGUGGAUCUCUCAACCCACUGUGGGUUCAUGGGUGGACUUCAGCGCAACGGCAGCACAGGACAGACCGCCCCUUACUAUGCUACCUCGACUGUGGAAGUGAUUUUCCACGUUUCAACUCGGAUGCCAUCAGACUCAGAUGAUUCACUCACCAAAAAGCUUCGUCACUUGGGGAAUGACGAGGUCCACAUCGUCUGGUCUGAACACUCCAGGGACUACCGCAGGGGCAUUAUCCCAACCGCCUUUGGAGACGUUUCAAUCAUUAUUUACCCAAUAAAGAAUCACAUGUUCUUUAUCACGAUAACGAAGAAACCAGAGGUUCCAUUUUUUGGGCCUCUGUUUGAUGGAGCCAUAGUGAGUGGGAAGCUACUGCCAAGCCUCAUAUGUGCCACGUGCAUCAAUGCCAGCAGGGCCGUGAAGUGCCUCAUCCCACUCUACCAGAGCUUCUACGAGGAGCGAGCCCUCUAUCUCGAAGCCAUAAUUCAGAACCACCGCGAAGUAAUGACAUUUGAGGAUUUCGCAGCCCAAGUCUUCUCUCCGUCUCCCAGCUACUCCCUCGGUGGAACGGAUUAAAAUACGUAAAGGUCUCGUUGCCAUAUUUGAGCAAGGGCCCUGGCCGCCAGCCUGAGUGCCUACCUCACGCCUCUCAGCCGGGAGAUGGCCGAGCCCCCAGCCCCACCAGAACCUCCAGACCCAGAGACUCCGGACACUGCUGGGCUGGUGCCCUCAGAGGCCGUCCUGCCAACCGGCUCCUGAAGUGAAGACAAACCCCGCGGGAAAGUUGCCGAUUGGACUUUCAGACCAGGCGGUGUGGUCUUGCCCCCCAACCGCACGAACCUGGGCCUUCAAAUGAAGAAAAGAAAAAGUCAGCAACAAACAGAGACCCAGCAGCCCUGGCAUGGGCGUCGGUGAGGCUGCUCCCGGCAGGCACCGCGGAGAGGAGCCAGGCUUUGGGGGAGGGCGCAGGACCACUGGGUUCUGUACCAGGUUCUGUCCUCGUCGAUAAACCCAAGCCUGCUUCACAGAGGGGCCUGCAAAGCAACUGUGCAAUUGAUUGAGGAAUUUUCCCUGCCUUGAUUUUCCUAGUUCUUACGUUAGAAUUCAUGGUCUACUCAGAAAUUUCAUCAUCAAGGAAAUGGGCUUUCCCUGGGGUCUUUGCCCAGGCAUUUCCCUCAGGGGCUGUUUUGCCACCUGGUGCCUGUGGCCCACUAACUGGAGAGGCUUUCCUGAGCGUCCUGGAGGCACUCUGUUGCGACAGUGACACUCCUGUCACGCACUCAGUGUUUCCAGAAAUGCAGGGCCCUGUCCAUGGGGAGCUCCAUAGGCCAGGGAGCUCCCAAGGGCCCACUCAGGGCCCAGCCUCGCUGGUGCUGGGGGAGGGACUUGCACCCUGCGAUGUCCAUCCGCCUCCAGAGGCUGUGCCCGCCCUGAGCUGGCCUGCCCGCUGCCCGGAGAGGGCCACGCAGGGGCCUCGGAAAUGCUUCCCAUCACAGAGCUCUCGGGUAGCAGAUGCCAAGCAAGGAUUUGCGGGAUGCACAGUGCGCCUAUUUUUAAAAGGAGAAAAAGAAAGCAAUGGAAAGCUCAACCUUCCGCCAGCAUUUUCCCAGCCCCUGCUGGGGUCUGUGGGUGUGAGACAGAAAUCAAUCAGUGGGGACACCUUUGCCUCUCACCUGGGCCCUCGCCCGUCUCAGUCUGGAGUCUGGCCCACCACCCUGUGCAGUCCUUACCCGUAAGGUGGUUUCACAGCCCACAGGCCCAGACCAGAGUAAGCCCCCGGCUCAGGAUGGGGUGGAGACGGAGUGGGGGUGGGCAGCUGCUGGCCGAGGCCCCAGGCAGGAGCUGGGUGGGCCAGCAUGGGUGCUCUCCCUCUCUCCUCUGCCCUCUGCCCUGCACCCAUGAGUGUUGCCCCCAGCCUGCUUUGUCACGUUUCCCGUGAGCCCUCUGAGCCUACUCGCCCCGUCAGAGCGUCAGAGCAGCGGUUCCAGCCAGCAGCUCUUUCUGUCAGCCGGCGGGUUGGGGUCCUGGUACCUGACUGGAGGAGAGACAGGCAGACCCAGGAGCAGGGCUUCCUUUGGGGACAGUUGAGAAAGGCUCCCGCGAGGAGGGCGGGCCUUCUCUUCCAGAGGGAACUUGCUCGUCUGCGUGCUAGGGGACUGCAGGUGCGGCUGGAGGCCCAGGCCCGCGACAGCACCCAAGCACCGUCUGACUGUGAGAGAAUGAGGAAUGCUCCGAGGCAGAAGCCGGCCGGAGCCCUGGUCAUUCGGGGCUGUUCCAUAGGCGGGCCUGUGUUCGCCCCUCGGGCCGACUGGCAAUGUAAAGGGUGACUGGGAGUCACAGCAUUUUCUGUUGUCUCAGCAAAUGUCAGGAGUUUUAUCUUCCUCUCCCCCCACACAGACACCUCCUUCAUGAUGUGGACUUUCUGUUCGCAUGGUUUGGCCCAUCACUCACACUCCAGACUGGGGUUGAGUUGCUUUUUUUUCAUAUUUACAAAGUCCCCUGUUCCUGCUGAAAAGGCCACUGCAUGUUCCUGGGCUUGGAAACCCACGGAGGCCCCGAGGGGAAGUAGCUUCUAGAACAGUUCACCUUCAGGCCCUAGACGCCCCCACAGAAGACUUGGCUUCAGUCCCAGUGAUGGGACUUGGAAGGCGUGUUGCGCUCCCCUGGACUUCCGCGCCCUGGUUCCGUUUCACCUCCAGGACCCAGUCCUCCUGGCCCGGCAGCGGGAAACUCCGUUGUAAGUUGCCAAUGGCUAGGCCUUCUUGCCAUCCCUGAUGAUUCCAGGGGCCCUGGGACUUCAGCUCACAACCGGCGGUUUUGCAGCUGGAGCUUUUCCUGCGCUGUGGUCUGAAGACGCUGAGUGGGGGAGUGGGGAUCUGCAGCCAGGUUUGCUUGCAAUCAUGUGGACGUGAAUCAUUUUGUUAUUUGGGGUGGAAAAUUGAAAUGAUCAAGUCUUUUUUUUCUUUUUCACUUAGAAAAGCAAAUAUUAUGUUUUGUAAUAGAUGCCUUUCAGCAAAAUUGGGAGGGUCACGCAUUCGGUGGGGACCCACCUGAGUCAGAUUAGUAGGGCGGCCAGCCAUCCGUACACAACCGUGGCCCUAAUGGCCCCAAAUGGAUAAGACUCGAUGGCUCCCAGGCAAGACCAGGCCGGUUCCCUCAGUGCUCUGCACGCUGAUGUCCUUCAGUCUCACUGAGUAGGUUUUUGUACAUAAAAAAAAAAAAUAGUAAUGCCACAAAAUGAUUACGUCUUUAAAAAUAGUAAAACCUUAAGCACACAGAAGUGAGGAAAUUUAGCUUGAGUCAGGGACGCUCACAGUGUCUUGGUGGAAUGAAGACUGCAGUUCCUAAGAUCCGCCGGAGGGGGAGGGGUUCACCCUUCACUUUGCCAGGGGCUCACUGAUCAGAUCCUCCGCCUGACAAACAAGAUCAGGUGGAUCCACAGUCAUACAAAUCACAUCUUCCCCGCCUUCCUCAGCUGCCACCCCCGUGCUUCACUGACUGUGAUACUUGUAUCACCUGGAGUUUGAGGAGUCCUUUAAAACGACUGUGAUGUCUUACAUGUAACCAUGCUACCUUUACGUCUACUGAAGCGGAAUGUGCUCAUCUGAAGGGAAAUUCAACGUAAACAACCACCGUCUUAGUUGCACUCAAUCUCUAUGUAUGACAUACACCCUAAGUGAAUGUUUUCUUAUAUUUUCAGGCCUACAAUAUUGAGUACAUGUAAAUAAGGAAAAAAUUUGAUACAUGUGGUAAUUUAAGGUAUAGUGUGUUGUUUGAUUUUUAUUUUGCUGUCUCUUAUUUAAUUUUCCUGAUGCUUCACAUCUGGGCUUAUGCCCGUGGGACGGUGGAGACCUUUAUGUGUAACUCACCUUCACAGGCUAGUGUGUUGUGCCGGACACCGCAGCAAAGACCCACCCGGGGAAGCACACAGCUCCACGGAUGCCGCCACUGGACUCGAGUUGACCCUACUUUUCUCCUUAAUUAUGAUUUACUGUGAUGAUUUAAUGAAGUAGAAACACAGCACUUAUGUGCCAUAUGUUUUGUUUUGUUUUCAUUAUAGUUUGUAAGAAAAUAAAGUUUAUCCUGGUAUCUAACAAAA
This is a messenger RNA of Myotis myotis, 9390 nucleotides long. It is a transcript of the gene RALGAPA2, whose product is annotated as Ral GTPase activating protein catalytic subunit alpha 2. The record is from RefSeq and is a predicted model, not a curated record. Gene Ontology annotation, cellular component: cytoplasm; nucleus. Gene Ontology annotation, biological process: positive regulation of GTPase activity; regulation of small GTPase mediated signal transduction. Gene Ontology annotation, molecular function: GTPase activator activity. The transcript has 40 exons. The coding region runs from base 249 to 5867 and encodes 1872 amino acids. NCBI's taxonomy places the organism in Eukaryota, Metazoa, Chordata, Mammalia, Chiroptera, Vespertilionidae.